UCUCAGCCAGUGCUGGUUCGAUCGUAUUCCCCCGGCGUCGACGAGUCUCAGUCAUUUCGAAAUAUGCCAGACUCGGUGCCGCGGCAAAUUGAAAUGCCCUCUGUCGAUGACUUCAAUAUUGAAUCUAUUCUACGCGCAAUCGAGCCUGAUAUCCGCAGCACUCUAGAUUCCAUUGCAGAGAUCUGUGGCAGGAGUAGAUUGAGUCUUGCCAACGAAUAUGAAAGCCACAUAGCCCCAUUUGGCGAAAUUCCUGCUCCUGGUGGCUUAGUGACUGUUGAAGAAGCUAGCUUACACAGCGAAAGGCUUGCAAGUUUAAAUGACAAUGCUGUGGUUGCCGAUGGUGAGAGCGGACAAUACAACUCAACACUUGGGUUGUUAGAGAACUUGAGACAGACAGCAUUUGCAACGGGCUAUCAGCGAGUUUCUCGAAUACAAGCUGGGGAUCAAGUCAAUCCUGAAUCAUCAAGAAGGCAAAAUACUAUUAGCUUAGAGACAAGUCCAUCAUUGAUCCCAGUGGUAAAGAUCGAGGCGUUUUCAAAGGCACCCAAGCCAGCCGGCAAGGAUCUAUUAGCAUCAGCUUCUACACCAUCCAAAACUACUACUAAGCAACAGUCAUCAAUUACCUCCCCAGCCCUUCUAUCAGAAACGCACUUUGAAGCGCAAGGGGGCAGGUCGUCAUGGCCGUCAGUUCCUCCUGAUACGCCACAGAGCUCACCUAUACUUCAAUCAUCUGCUUUUCCUAUCAAUGGGCCAGGCAGUCACCACAAUCGACUGGUCGAUAAGACCUCUUUCAUCGCGGAAGUACAAGGCUGGUUAGGCUGGCUGAAGACUAUCGUUCAGCGUGAGAAAACCAACCAGCAGAGAAUUUAUCCACAAUUCCAUUCCGCGGAAUUAACUCUGCGUGCAGUCUUGGAAAGGGACCAGGAUCGAGCUAUUGCCGUCCCGAGUGCUUGA
Talaromyces proteolyticus is the source of this 954-nucleotide messenger RNA. RefSeq lists its product as uncharacterized. The transcript has a single exon. The record is from RefSeq and is a predicted model, not a curated record. The annotation marks the transcript as partial. Lineage: Eukaryota; Fungi; Ascomycota; Eurotiomycetes; Eurotiales; Trichocomaceae.